AUGCUAUCCCAAUUUGCAAACCUUCAAUAUGAUGUGCCGAUGCUCAUUACUGCAGCAGGUAUCCUCUGGAUCGUGUAUUACUCACUUAGAGUUCUUUUCAAUCCAUUGCGUGAUGUAAAAGGCCCAACUCUGGCGCAAUACACUCGUCUAUGGGAGGCGUACAAGAACUGGCAAGGCCAAUUGGAGCACGUCACAGUUGCUUUACAUAAACAAUAUGGUUCUAUUGUCCGGCUAGCCCCGAACCGUUAUAGCAUUAGCGACCCGACGGCGAUUCGCACUAUUUAUGGUACAGGGUCGAAGUUCAGUAAAUCUGAUUACUACAUUCCCUUUGGCACGCCAUUGGACCAUAAGGAUGUCUUUUCGGAGACAAGCAAUGAGAAGCAUGCAGCGGAACGCAGGAAGAUCUCCAACAUGUACGCCAUGAGCUCUCUGGUAUUAUACGAGCCAUUCGUAGACAAAGUGAAUGGCGAUUUCAUGGCCGUGUUGGCCGAUCAUGCUCAGCACGGCAGGGCGUUUGAUUUGUUCACCUGGAUGCAAUUCUACGCGUUCGAUGUGAUUGGUGAGAUUACCUUGGGUCGUUCAUUUGGUCUACUCCAAGCUGGUCGCGAUAAGGACGGGCUUCUGCAUGCUAUCCAUGUCGGGUCAAUAAGCUACGGUUCUACGAUUGGUCUCAUUCCUGAGCUUCAUACAUUGUAUCUUUGGCUCCAGAAUAUGCUACCUAUCGACAGCCACUGGAAAGUCACGCAAAGAGUAAUUCUGAGGGAGAUUGGUGCAAGAUUGCAGGGUGUCAGUACUAGCGAUCGCAAGGACUUCCUUGCCAAGUGCAUUGAAUUGAGCAAAGCUGGCAAAUUGGAUCAGUCUACCAUCAAUAAUGUACUGGGUUCCAACAUUGGCGCAGGUUCCGACACAACUGGCAUUAGCAUGAGUGCUGUCAUCUACUUCCUCAUGAAGCAUCCUAAUUGCUUACAGAAGCUUCGUGAUGAGAUUGAGACUGCUGAAAAGGAAGGAAAUCUAUCCAACCCCGUCUCCUUCCAAGAAGCUCAGAAGCUUCCAUACUUACAAGCUACCAUCAAGGAGGCCUUAAGGUUGCAUGCAGCAGUCGGUCAGAUUCUCAGCAGAGUGGUUCCUGAAGGCGGUGCACAAAUCGCUGGAAGACACUUCCCACAAGGUACCGUAGUUGGUGUGAAUGCGUGGGUGAUCCAUACGGAUGAAAACAUCUGGGGCAAAGAUGUACACGAGUUUCGGCCUGAACGUUGGCUGGUUGAGAAAGAACAACUUGCCUUCUUGGACCAGAAUUAUUUAGCUUUUGGAGCAGGUUCAAGAACAUGCAUCGGCAAAAACAUCUCACUCCUCGAAAUGACGAAGCUCUUGCCCCAGUUAGUACGACGGUUUGACUUUGUCCCUGCAGGUGAUAGCCAGUGGACAACUAGCAGUGGGUGGUUUGUCAAGCAAAGAAUUCAAGUCAAGGUUAUCGAGAGAGCCUAA
Messenger RNA from Penicillium daleae, 1485 nucleotides. Its product is annotated as cytochrome P450. The record is from RefSeq and is a predicted model, not a curated record. The transcript is spliced from 4 exons. Lineage: Eukaryota; Fungi; Ascomycota; Eurotiomycetes; Eurotiales; Aspergillaceae. Bases 1 to 1485 code for a protein of 494 amino acids. Gene Ontology annotation, molecular function: iron ion binding; monooxygenase activity; oxidoreductase activity, acting on paired donors, with incorporation or reduction of molecular oxygen.